Messenger RNA from Coccidioides immitis RS, 210 nucleotides. RefSeq lists its product as uncharacterized. The record is from RefSeq and is a predicted model, not a curated record. The transcript has a single exon. Lineage: Eukaryota; Fungi; Ascomycota; Eurotiomycetes; Onygenales; Onygenaceae. The coding region runs from base 1 to 210 and encodes 69 amino acids.
AUGGCCCAUGGUCAUGAUUGUCUUGCUGCAGUUGGUGUAUUGAGAGAGGGGGUUGAGAAGAAGAUGAGGGGAUUUCUAGACCAAUUACAGAGUCUGAGUGAAGACAAUAACAGCCCAUCUGCUCCAGAGAAGGUGGAGGAAGAUGAUUUUGAGGUUGUGGUGUUCUCUGAUAAGAAUGAUGAGGAGGACAAUGAGGUGGAGAAUAAUUGA